This is a messenger RNA of Xenopus laevis (African clawed frog), 1451 nucleotides long. It is a transcript of the gene castor2.L, whose product is annotated as cytosolic arginine sensor for mTORC1 subunit 2 L homeolog. The record is from RefSeq and is marked provisional. Gene Ontology annotation, molecular function: identical protein binding. Gene Ontology annotation, cellular component: cytosol. NCBI's taxonomy places the organism in Eukaryota, Metazoa, Chordata, Amphibia, Anura, Pipidae. Gene Ontology annotation, biological process: cellular response to L-arginine; negative regulation of TORC1 signaling.
GAGCUUGUGCAGCUCGAGUCUUCCUGAACUCAUUCAGCUUUCCCCUUUUCUUCUUCUUCUUCUUCUCUUUCAGAUUCCCCCCACUCUUCUGUCUCUUUCCUACUUGCGCCUAGCUCAACCCCAGCACAAGGAGAGGGAAACAAUAACGCUAAUUAAUCCUAAAAACAGACAAGAACAAAAAACCCCAAAUACAUAAAGAAAAAAAAAAACAACAUUUACCCUAGAUGGUCUACAAAUGAGAAGACGAAAAAGAUGGAACUGCAUAUUCUAGAGCACAGGCUAAAAGUAGCCAGCAUAGCCAAGGAAAACAUCCAGUUAUUUACCUAUGGAUUAAUCAAACUUGCCUUUCUAUCAUCUAAAACAAGGUGCAAGUUUUUCAGUCUCACAGAAACACCGGAGGACUAUACGAUUAUUGUGGAUGAAGAGGGGUUUUUAGAACUCCCAUCAUCAGAACACCUGAGUGUAGCAGAUGCAACAUGGCUGGCCCUUAAUGUGGUGUCAGGAGGUGGCAGUUCCUCCAGCUCUCAACCAAUCGGAGUGACCAAAAUUGCCAAAUCAGUUAUUGCACCUUUGGCAGAUCAGAACAUCUCUGUGUUCAUGUUGUCCACCUAUCAAACUGACUUUAUACUGGUACGUGAGAGGGAUUUGCCUUUUGUGAUGCACACGCUGGCAGCAGAGUUUACCAUACUGCAAGUGGUAAAUGGAGAAACUGUAGCUGCUGAUAACCUUGGAGUUACAAAUGGUUUUGUGAAACCCAAGCUUGUUCAAAGGCCUGUUAUUCAUCCACUUUCCAGUCCCAGCAAUAUGUUUUGUGUAACUAGCCUGGACCCUUAUACACUUCCGACUGUGACUACACUCCUAAUGGAUGUUAUGUUUUACUCCAAUGGAGUAAAAGAUUCAGUGGUGGGCAGCGAGGAGCCUGAUCAUAUCCGCUUCUUUUCCUUUUCCCUCAUUGAGGGCUAUAUCUCCUUGGUGAUGGAUGUACAGACACAGCAGAGGUUCCCUAGUAAUUUGCUGUUUACAAGUGCAUCAGGAGAGCUUUGGAAAAUGGUUCGCAUUGGUGGGCAGCCUCUUGGCUUUGAUGAAUGUGGGAUUGUUGCACAGAUCUCGGAACCUUUAGCUGCUGCCGACAUCCCAGCUUAUUACAUCAGUACCUUUAAGUUUGAUCAUGCACUGGUACCUGAAGAGAACAUCAAUGGUGUAAUCAAUGCUCUCCAAGUCAGCCAAGCGGAAAAACAUUAGAAUUUUUUAAAACUUUUUUUUUUCAUUAUCUGUGCAGUAUUUCAGGAGGAGCUCAGUUCUGAGAGGUGCCAUGAAGGAUGUGAGCUUAAAAAAAGAAGAAAUAACACUCCAGCAAGUUUUUGUUUCCUUUUAGUCAUAAUAUGGUUUCUCUUCUGUUAGUUUCCAAAGUGAUAUGUAGACUUUCUGCUAACUUAGAGAAAAAAAAAUAA